UCAGGGACUCGGUGAUCACAUAGAUCAGUCUCUACAGAAACAUUUCGGAAUCCCUCCCCUGUGAGUAGCGGUGGAAAACAUUGCUUAGACAGAGCCAACGUUUGCGAUGGCUGCGAUCUUAGCUCGCAAAUCCCUUCUUGCUCUUCGUGCUCGUCAGUUUGCCAUCUCUGGGCAAGCAUUGCAAGGUUCUCCGUUUCAUGGUCUCCGGUCAAGUGCACACUUGUACAGUACCAAAAGAGAGGAUGAAGAAAGAGAGCAGCUUGCCAAGGAGAUGUCGAAGGACUGGAAUUCUAUUUUUGAGCGUAGCAUAAACACUCUAUUUCUCACUGAAAUGGUACGGGGUCUGAUGCUGACUCUUAAAUACUUCUUUGAGAAAAAAGUCACUAUCAAUUACCCAUUUGAGAAAGGCCCACUAAGUCCUCGCUUUCGAGGUGAGCAUGCCCUCCGACGAUAUGCAACUGGAGAAGAACGAUGCAUUGCAUGCAAACUUUGUGAAGCUAUUUGCCCUGCCCAAGCAAUCACAAUUGAAGCCGAGGAACGAGAAGAUGGUAGUCGUAGGACCACAAGGUAUGACAUUGACAUGACCAAAUGCAUCUACUGUGGAUUCUGUCAAGAGGCAUGCCCUGUUGACGCCAUUGUCGAAGGUCCCAACUUCGAGUUUGCCACAGAGACUCACGAGGAGCUUCUCUAUGACAAAGAAAAGUUACUUGAGAACGGAGACCGCUGGGAGACUGAGAUUGCAGAGAACCUUAGAUCUGAAAGCCUCUAUCGCUGAUACAUUUGCCAAUGGUGCACUCUGCAUUUAACUUUUCUUUAGUGGCAUUCAUAAUAAGAUAAACCUGAGCAUGCUGUUGAAAUUAUUUUGUGUUCUUGGUAUACAUGAGUUGAGAACAUAGUUCUUGCUUCUUACUACGGCCCAAGUCUGGGAUUUUUCUGAUAUCUUUUGUUUUUCUUCCCAAUAAAAAUGGGAAUGGUAUGGUUUCUCAUGGAACAGUCGUAAUGUAGGUAAUAUUUGAACAAUGUCAUCAAUAUCUCAUCAAUGUUCUUCCAGAAAGC
Molecule: messenger RNA, 1056 nt
Organism: Cucurbita pepo subsp. pepo (vegetable marrow)
Lineage: Eukaryota; Viridiplantae; Streptophyta; Magnoliopsida; Cucurbitales; Cucurbitaceae
Product: NADH dehydrogenase [ubiquinone] iron-sulfur protein 8, mitochondrial
Biological process (GO): mitochondrial electron transport, NADH to ubiquinone; mitochondrial respiratory chain complex I assembly
Cellular component (GO): respiratory chain complex I; membrane
Molecular function (GO): 4 iron, 4 sulfur cluster binding; NADH dehydrogenase activity
Source: RefSeq, a predicted model, not a curated record